AUGCAGGACUACCGCGCCGAAAUUCAGACCAUGGCGCGAGCGUACCAGUAUCGACUUCAUCCUUCUGCAUUAAAGGGCUUUUCGGACCAUCUUUCAACUACAGGCGGGAACAGUGAAAAGCGACGAGAUGCACUCCGAGAUAUCUUUGCGAUUCUUCAUAAGCUGUGUGCAGUGGACCGAUUUGUGGAUGAUAAAAGAAUGCGCUUGGCCAUUACGCAGCAAUCGGUUAGAGACAGAGGAGCUUCUGAGCGGGAAGGUGCCCCAACUGUGAUUCCAAUUCCCUUGGAGGACAUGCCCCAGGUGUAUAUGGAUGAGCGAACCGGUGAGGUAAAGGUGGAGUGUACAGGGCGUGAGAGCGAUCGUUUCACUGUCCUGCGGCAACGCUAUUUAUUUGCGCAGAGGCGUUGUCUAAGAAGUGGCCUGUUUCGACGGGAUCUCAGCAAACAAUCUUUGAAUCAGGAUCUUCCCCCCUUACUUCCAAUUAUAGCGCUUGAGGGAAUAGAUGCCUCAGAGCACGUGGCAGUGUUAGGAAUGAUUGUUAGGCGUCUUGAUGAGACUCAUCUGGAGGAUUUACAUGGUCAAGUUAGACUCGUAUUUCGGGAUGCGGUGCCUUCCCUUCUUGGUGUCGUGGGGGAUGGUUUUUUAGUGGUGGUACGGGGACAGUGGUCUAAUAGCGUUUUCAUGGUUACCAGCAUAGAGCUUCCCCCCGCAGAGAGGCGAGAGGACACCCUUCGAGACAUAGGUGCAGAUUACGAUCUUUUUGGCUACAGACCGACGGAUAUGGCAGCUGCACAGCUGCAGGAAAAAAAUUCACUUCAGUCUGUAGUUAUUGUAAUGUCGCACGUUUACCUCGAUCAACCAUCAACCGUGCAUAAAUUAGUCCACUUUUUCAAGGAGAUGCAACAUCGGACCGAGAGUGAACUCAUGCAUACAACCUUGGUGAUGGUGGGUGACUUUUCCUUUUCGACGACGCAGUACGGCGAUAUUUCUCAUCUUCCCGACCCAUUUGAAGGGGCGGAUCGCUACAAACUUCUCAUGGAUGCCCUUGCUACAGUGAUUGCGACACAUGCCCCAAGUCUUGCGCAGCAUACGCAGGUUGUCCUUGUUCCCGGGCCCAACGAUGUGACGGGACUCCUAGGCGUUUUGCCGCAACCUCCCAUUGUGGGUGCAGUCACGAGGAACUUGCAGUCACGUCUUAAAAAAGUUGUUUUCGCCUCAAAUCCGUGCCGUUUGCGUUUUUUUACGCAUGAGAUGGUCGUGACUCGCCGAAACUUUUUUAGAUCACUUCGAGAGAGUGGACGUGCUUUUAAUUGGUCCACCGUGGACGCCCCCAAUUCAAUCACAGCCUUUGAAAGUGUUGCAAAAACUGUCGUGGACGAGGCCCAUUUGGCACCGGAAGUGAAGGAAGGGAUUUUGUGGAAGGCGGAUGGGGCGCUCUCGUUGCUGACGCUUCCACAUCUCCUUGUCCUGUGCGACAGCACCGAGCAGUGGGAGUGCACGUACAAGGGGGUUCGUGUCGUGAAUCCGGGUUCGUUUUCCCUCGCUUCAACCUUUCUGUGGUAUACCCCCUCCGACGGCGAAUGCAGUCUCAGUAGCGUCGAGUGCUGA
Molecule: messenger RNA, 1608 nt
Organism: Trypanosoma rangeli
Lineage: Eukaryota; Euglenozoa; Kinetoplastea; Trypanosomatida; Trypanosomatidae
Product: putative DNA polymerase epsilon subunit b
Exons: 1
Coding region: 1-1608 (535 amino acids)
Biological process (GO): DNA-templated DNA replication; error-prone translesion synthesis
Cellular component (GO): epsilon DNA polymerase complex
Molecular function (GO): DNA binding
Source: RefSeq, a predicted model, not a curated record